Molecule: messenger RNA, 689 nt
Organism: Physella acuta
Lineage: Eukaryota; Metazoa; Mollusca; Gastropoda; Physidae
Source: RefSeq, a predicted model, not a curated record
UUUAAACUUUCGGUUUACAUGGAUUUCGACAAGUUUCAAGUGGGUACGUUGUUGCAGCAUUUCAGCCAAUCAUAUUUUCAACGUCGUGUGGUUCAACCUUAUGCGAGGUUUGAGUAAGUUUUGCUUGAUUUGAAAUACAUUGCACGGGUUAAAAUUAUUGUAAGAUGAGUACAUUUUUCUCAAUAAUUGUGUGUCUACUUCAGAUAAUUCUAAUAAUAUUUGCGUCAGCUAUUCUUAAAACAGUACGUCAGAUAUUAAAUUUGUUUGGAAAGAUUGCUGUCAGAAGGGAAGAAGCUAAUACAUCCGAAAAUCAGAGUAACGUACACUCGGUUGAAAAAGAAUUUUUGUUAGAAAGAAAUGAUAAUCCAAAUCUUCAAAACGAGCAAUUUCAGAGGCAAUCAAGCGCAUGCAUAAGCUCCUCAAUACAGAACCAAGGAUACGAAGAUGUAGUUAUAGAGAUGGCUGAUUGUGGAAACGAAGAAAAUGUCCCACUAAAUCAGGCGGGGUCACAGAAACCACCACCCCUACUAGAAGAAACAAACAGCACCAAAGAAAACGCAAGUGCAUACUUGUCCUUAUACAACAGCGUAGAGGAUGAGCGAAAUGAUACCAACGAUGAAAGUGUCUAUUCGCAUUACUAUGAAAUUAAAAACCUAACGAUUCCUCAACAGGGUAAAAAAAAGAAAUGA